Molecule: messenger RNA, 2295 nt
Organism: Pipistrellus kuhlii (Kuhl's pipistrelle)
Lineage: Eukaryota; Metazoa; Chordata; Mammalia; Chiroptera; Vespertilionidae
Gene: TFEB
Product: transcription factor EB
Exons: 9
Coding region: 293-1720 (475 amino acids)
Biological process (GO): humoral immune response; positive regulation of DNA-templated transcription; regulation of transcription by RNA polymerase II
Cellular component (GO): nucleus
Molecular function (GO): protein dimerization activity; RNA polymerase II cis-regulatory region sequence-specific DNA binding; DNA-binding transcription factor activity, RNA polymerase II-specific
Source: RefSeq, a predicted model, not a curated record
GCGGGAAGUGGGUGCGGAGUGACAGCGGGAGCUGGGGCACCGGGCACGGGGCUCGGUGACAGCGGAGGCGGCGGCCGCGGGCUGGACGUAGGGAGCGGCGGCGGCGCCGACGGCAGCGGGCCGGGAGGACGGGGCGGGCUCCCCUGGCGGCGCCGAGCCGGAGGAACUCGGGAGGGGGCCGGCGGGCGCAGCUGGCGGACCGGACACCUGAACUUGGGACAAGUUGCCGGAGCCCGGGAAGCGGGCGGCGGACGGAUUGACCUUCAGAGCUAGGAAGCCAGCGCCAGCGGCCAUGGCGUCGCGCAUCGGGCUGCGCAUGCAGCUCAUGCGGGAGCAGGCGCAGCAGGAGGAGCAGCGGGAGCGCAUGCAGCAGCAGGCCGUCAUGCACUACAUGCAGCAGCAGCAGCAGCAGCAGCUGGGGGGGCCGCCCACCCCGGCCAUCAGCACCCCCGCUCACUUCCAGUCUCCACCCGCUGUGCCCGGGGAGGUGCUGAAGGUGCAGUCCUACCUGGAGAACCCCACCUCCUACCACCUGCAGCAGUCCCGGGACCAGAAGGUGCGGGAGUACCUGUCGGAGACCUACGGAAACAAGUUUGCUGCCCACAUCAGCCCCGCCCAGGGCUCCCCGAAGCCCCUGCCCGCCGCCUCCCCGGGGGUGCGGGCCGGCCACGUGGUGUCCUCCUCAGCGGGCAACAGUGCCCCCAACAGCCCCAUGGCCAUGCUGCACAUCGGCUCCAACCCCGAGCGGGAGUUUGACGUCAUCGACAACAUUAUGUGUCUGGACGACGUCCUGGGCUUCAUCAAUCCCGAGUCUCAGAUGCCCAAUACGCUGCCGCUGUCCAGCAGCCACCUGAACGUGUACAGUGGAGACCCUCAGGUCACAGCCUCCCUGGUGGGGGUCACCAGCAGCUCCUGCCCAGCCGACCUGACCCAGAAGCGUGAGCUUACAGACGCUGAGAGCCGGGCCCUGGCCAAGGAGCGGCAAAAGAAGGACAAUCACAACCUAAUCGAAAGGAGACGAAGGUUCAACAUUAACGACCGCAUCAAGGAGUUGGGAAUGCUGAUCCCCAAGGCCAACGACCUGGACGUGCGCUGGAACAAGGGCACCAUCCUCAAGGCCUCUGUGGAUUACAUCCGGAGGAUGCAGAAGGACCUGCAGAAGUCCCGGGAGCUGGAGAACCACUCUCGGCGCCUGGAGAUGACCAACAAGCAGCUCUGGCUGCGGAUCCAGGAGCUGGAGAUGCAGGCUCGAGUGCACGGCCUGCCCACCACCUCCCCGUCCGGCAUGAACAUGGCCGAGCUGGCCCAGCAGGUGGUCAAGCAGGAGCUGCCCGGCGAGGAGGGCCCGGGGGAGGCCCUGCUGCUGAGGGCCGAGGUCCCCGACCCCGAGUCACUGCCCACUCUGCCCCCCCAGGCCCCGCUGCCCCCGCCGGCCCAGCAGCCCCAGCCACCGUCCCCGUUCCACCACCUGGACUUGAGCCACAGCCUGAGCUUUGGGGGUGGGGGCGACGAAGGGCCCCCGGGCUACCCGGAGCCCAUGGGGCAAGAGCACGGCUCCCUGUUCCCCAACCUGUCCAAGAAGGACCUGGACCUCAUGCUCCUGGACAACUCACUGCUGCCGCUGGCCUCCGACCCCCUCUUCUCCACCAUGUCCCCCGAGGCCUCCAAGGCCAGCAGCCGCCGAAGCAGCUUCAGCAUGGAGGAGGGCGACGUGCUGUGACCCUGGGGACGGGCAGGCCUGGGGCUGGGAGGGCAGGGCCGCCUCCCUCCCCCCUCAGGCUGCACUCGUGUGUGACAUAGCCACCUGCCCUGCCGCCCUCCCUUCGGCCUCUUGUUUGGACUUAGUGCCCGCUUGGCAGCCUGUGGGGUCGGGAGAAGCCCCCGCCCGGCUCAGCACUCCCGGGGGCAGCCCUCCGACGGGGCUGGGCAGGAGGAGAUCUUGGACCGGGCCCCCGGGGCUGUGCUGGAGGUGAGAAUGGGUCCUGGAGGGUCUUGUCUUGGAGCAGGGGGUUCUGGAAGUUCCUUCUCCGAAGCAGAGACGGGUCCAGGGGGAGCCCAGGCCUGCUUUUCUGGGACUCAGAUGGCAACAAGCCCGUCCUCCAGCCUGGCCACGCCCCUCACACAGGGGGGGCACCCCCAGCCCCCCUUUGGUGCUAACAGCUCUCCGCCCGGCGGCGUGAGGGUGGGGGCGGCCGGCAGAGGGUGCUGGGUUCAGGCUAGUGUGGGGUCUCUGCUGAAAGAGCAGCUUCCCUCCAGUCUCCCCACUUUGUGCCUUAGUAAACACUGUGCUUUGUA